AUCCUUUUGUCUUUUGUGGAUAAUAGGGAAUAGAGGACAAGAUGUAUAGAGGUGAGUAAAUCAUCGGCAUCUUGGAAAGCCAUAGAUCCAAAUUAGAUGUUUUGAGAAUGAGUUGCCGUUUUAUGAUAAAGAACAUGUAACCUUCUUACAACUUUAAAUUGCAUCUGAAUCAAUAGCAAUGAAUGUAGUAGGUUAAGAAAAUUGAUUUAUUUAGUCUUUCACAGCAAUGUUUUCUGUCCAGUGCUGUCUCAGCACCUGCAGGCCUCCCCAGUGGCAUCCCGUGGAAUUGGAGUAGAGCUCCUUUCAUUGUAUGCCAUGCCUGUUAGCUGGGCAGCUAUGGAAGUGAAGGGAGAUUACACCAAAAUUCCAGUAUAGCUGGCAAAUGAGUAAGACGUAACAAAUCCUACUGAAUUGUGGACCAGGAAGAAUAUAUUUAAAGGUUUUCCAGUAUGCAUGAGAUGGACACCCUGACCAAAGUACACAGUCAUUUGAUUGGUACAAGCUGAUUACGGGGAUCCAGGCACAACUGUAGAAAAUCAGGAAGAGAGAGAUCCAGUUAAUAAGUAAUUCCUGGCCAUAAUGCAGGUUUGAACAAUACAGUCUUGCAACAAUAAGGACAGUAUCUCAGCCUAAACACUCUCCAGCACAUUACUUCUUCCUCUCACCAAGAAGAAAAUGAAAAACAAGACCAGCGUUCUUCCACAAGAAGGAGAAGCACGUCCUUCCAGAUGUCCGGAUAACAGUGCAUUCAAACAACAGAGACUACCAGCGUGGAAGCCCCAGCUUACCAUCGCGACUGUGCUCUCCACCUUCUUUGUCACAGGCAUGCUCUGCCUCUCUGUGGGAGUCUGCCUCAUACUGUCUGCAAACAGCGUCAGAGAAUUCCAGAUUGAUUAUUCAGAUAAAUGCUCAGAUUGUUCAGAACUCCGUGAAAAUUCCUCUAAUUGGAAUAAGGAGUGCCACUGUUCUGUUAAUUUCACACUAGAGGAAGAUAUAUUGGGUGAUGUUUUUAUGUACUAUGGGCUCCAAAACUUCUACCAAAACCACCGUCGAUAUGUGCUAUCAAGAAGUGAUGCACAAUUGUUGGGUGAAAACGUAAAUAUUGAGAACAGCUACUGCUCGCCCUUCACAACCUACCAAAAUGGGACACCCAUGGCUCCGUGCGGCGCUAUUGCCAACAGCAUGUUCAAUGAUACUAUUGAUCUUUUUUACAAUCUUAACUCGUCAGUUAUUCAAGUACCACUGCUGAAAACUGGAAACAGCUGGUGGACAGAUAAAAAUGUGAAAUUUCGCAAUCCAAAAUCAUACAAUCUCUCUUCUGCAUUUGCAGGGACAGCAAGACCUCCUUACUGGCAGAAACCAGUAUAUUUGUUAGAUGAGGAAGAUGAAAGGAACAACGGUUAUGUAAAUAAUGACUUCAUUAUCUGGAUGCGAGUGUCAGCCUUUGCUACCUUCAGAAAUCUUUACCGUCGUGUCAGUCGGAUAAGGCAGUUUGCAAAUGGCCUCCCAGCAGGGAAUUACACUUUUAAUAUUUCUUACAAUUUCCCUGUUACUAAAUUCAAGGCGAGGAAGCAUGUGAUUCUUUCAACUGUGGUAUGGAGUGGAGGAAGUAACCCAUUCCUGGGAAUUGCCUAUGUGGUUUCUGGCGCAGCAGCAACCCUGGCAGAUGAAGCUUCAUGGUUAGAAGACAAUGCAAAUUGUCUGGGGUUCUACUCAGUGUCUGAAGUCACGCAAAAAGGAAUGCCAGAAGGAGCUAAAAACAAAUCCUGAAUCUCAGCAAGAUUCCUGUGAAUCAGACAUUCUCACUACUGUGUUAUGAGAUUGAACAAUACAUCAAAUACCAGUUAAGACAGAAAGACUCAUGAACUAGAAUAGUCCAGUAUGAAGGAGCCUUCCUGAGCAAAAUGGAUUCUGGCACUUCGACCAUUGUCACAAAAACCAUAUGAAGCUGCAGCAUGUUCAGGAGCGAGGCAAGUGAACUGCAAAAAUAAUGUGUGAAAGUUGUUUUAUCUGUCUGCAACGAAGUCUUCACUGAAUGAAUGACAUCAUCAUUGAUCUCAUCGUUUUUGUUGUCAUUCUUGUUCUGAGGUGGAGGUGGCAUGGUGAUUUUAGGAGCACGGCCUUUAGAAGAAAAAAGAGUUUUAUAAAAAAGUGGUCAAAAUUGCUAGUUUUCCAUGUUUCCUUUUCAGGAGAAGACAGCUGCAACAGUUUGCUCUAAAGGUUUCUGUUCAUGUCAUACAAUGAGGACCCCCACCCCAAUGAAUCAGUGACACAGAAAGCAAGUGACUGGUGUCUUUUGAAACAUCAAUUUUCUAAAUUACCUUGUUUACACCUAAACUAGAUAUUCUCCAGGUUAAGUGUAAUAACUUUGGAAGAAAUUCAGAGGUAUCAGUUACAAAAGAAUUAGGCAGUGAAGAAGUACGUUUUCUUCAUUAAAACAUACCCCCAAUAUCA
This is a messenger RNA of Strigops habroptila (Kakapo), 2454 nucleotides long. Its product is annotated as cell cycle control protein 50C-like. Lineage: Eukaryota; Metazoa; Chordata; Aves; Psittaciformes; Psittacidae. Gene Ontology annotation, biological process: phospholipid translocation. Gene Ontology annotation, cellular component: plasma membrane; Golgi apparatus; endoplasmic reticulum. The transcript has 11 exons. The coding region runs from base 676 to 1770 and encodes 364 amino acids. The record is from RefSeq and is a predicted model, not a curated record.